Molecule: messenger RNA, 1859 nt
Organism: Bufo bufo (common toad)
Lineage: Eukaryota; Metazoa; Chordata; Amphibia; Anura; Bufonidae
Product: mitochondrial uncoupling protein 2-like
Exons: 8
Coding region: 183-1112 (309 amino acids)
Biological process (GO): mitochondrial transport; response to cold; adaptive thermogenesis
Cellular component (GO): mitochondrial membrane
Molecular function (GO): oxidative phosphorylation uncoupler activity
Source: RefSeq, a predicted model, not a curated record
CCAGAAUGGUUUCAUGCCCAUCCCAGGUGCCCCUGGUGCACACGCCGGCCAUCCCUCCAAGGAGCGGAGAACACGUGUGAAGGAACAGCACGGAACCUGUAAUGUCCACCCGUAACAUCCCAGGGAAGGAGUGAAACAUCUCAUUGGUCGUCUACAGCAGCUCCACUUGGCUUAGAAGAAAGAUGGUUGGACUCAAGCCCUCGGAGGUUCCCCCCACGCUCAUGGUGAAAUUUGUGGGUGCUGGGGUGGCGGCCUGUAUCGCGGAUUUGGUAACUUUCCCCUUAGACACGGCAAAAGUCCGGCUGCAGAUCCAAGGGGAGGGUCUGGCCGAGACUGGAGUCCGCAUCGUCCAGUACAAGGGUGUGAUGGGGACUAUUACCACCAUGGUGAGGAUGGAGGGGGCGGCUAGUCUCUACAACGGGCUGGUGGCCGGGCUGCAGCGACAGAUGACCUUCGCCUCCAUCCGGAUUGGGAUGUACGACUCCGUGAAACAGUUUUACUGCCGGCAGACCGAAAAUUCGGGGGUGACGUGCCGACUCCUCGCUGGAUCUACAACCGGGGCCCUGGCCGUCACCUGCGCUCAGCCAACAGAUGUGGUAAAAGUGAGGUUCCAGGCUGACGUCAGAGUCAUAGAUGGAAACAGAAGGUAUAAUGGGACGGUGGACGCCUAUAGGACCAUCGCCAGGGAGGAGGGAGUCCGAGGACUGUGGAAAGGUACUGUACCCAACAUUACCCGCAACGCCAUCGUAAACUGCGCAGAACUAGUGACCUACGACCUGAUCAAAGAGGCCAUCCUUAACCGCCAGCUGAUGACAGAUAACCUUCCGUGUCAUUUCGUGGCUGCAUUUGGUGCUGGUUUCUGUACGACAAUUGUGGCCUCUCCGGUGGAUGUAGUGAAGACCCGAUACAUGAACUCUGCAGCUGGCCAAUACAAGAAUGCAUUGAACUGCGCCUUCACCAUGCUGGUUAACGAGGGCAGACUGUCAUUUUACAAGGGGUUUGUCCCGGCGUUCCUCAGACUCGGCUCCUGGAAUAUCGUCAUGUUCGUCAGCUACGAGCAGCUGAAGAGAGCUAUGAUGAUGGUCAAUGGCUCCUUAGAAGACCCCCACUAAAGAGCGGUCACAUUUAGGGGUCAAAAUACUUCCCGGUGACCAGGUUAAGCCACUUGCCUCUUGUUGAGAGGGUCAAAGGUCAUGCCUUCUGGAUGCCAACCUACCCUUGCCUAUAGACAUGCGGCAGCCAUGUAGAGGGGGGAGCCGGCGUGAGCCUGGAGGAUUACAUGGAGGCGGAUUGUAUCUCAUAGUGUUGCCGUGCCAAUAUCUGACUGUAAAUUGCUUCGUUAGCACUUAAUUUGAACUUUAAAGGUGCCACGCCUUGUGCCAUCUGGGUAUAAAACAGGGCAAGGUGCAAGAGGACAGAGAGCAGAUCAGGACUUUGAAAUCUACAGUACAUAUCUGUACGUUUAGUGAAAAACAUUUCCCUGUGCCAGGAGGCUGGCCAUAAAUGAUGAAUGGCGCCCAGCGGGAGGAGGGUGGUACUGCUGCCCCUAAGGUCCAUUGCAAUCAUAAGGCCCCACCACUAGAGGACCAGCGGUAGGCCCCUAUCAGAACCACUGACUACUGGCACUGUGCCCGCUGUGCCCCCAUCACUGUACUCUGGAGAAUUUUAGGGAACAAGAUGGAUGAACCAACAGGUCACAAUGGUAAAAAUCUAAUCGCUGGAUGACUGUGUCUUAAAGGGGUAUUACACCAACUGGUGAAAUCCUUCACAACGACCAAUACCAGGAGACCCGAUGAGGACGCCCGACGUUCAGGAUCCAUUCCAUGUUACCGCACCAUCCAUGUGUCAUGUUUACUGCA